UUGAAUUAAAUAUAUCAUUGGUGUCACCAAAACUAGAGAAUAAGUAAAAAUAGAAAAAUGGAAUUCAAGAAUGGCAAACAUCAAUUGAAUUUUCCAUUGAUUAUAGCCAUCAAAGGUCCUUCAAACAAUAAAAAGAGUGAAAUAGCCAUUAAGUUAGCCAACUUUCUUCGAUGUCCUCUUUUCGAUGAAGCAGAUAUCAUUCUAGCUCUUGAAAACUCCACUGAUGAGUCUUAUGAUGAUGAUCUGCCUUUCGAAAUUAUUUUUCAACUCUCGUCAACCCAACUUAGUUUGAAGCUCAAUGUUAUAAUCAAUAGUGUCCUAUCCAAACACACCCAUUUUGAAAAUUUGCUGCAAUUGGCAAGUUCAAAUGGGGCAGGUUUACUUAUAAUUGAUUGUGAAUCUCCAAAUGAUGGUGUUGGUGCCAUUGAUAGUGUCCCUAAGCUCAAUAUUGACACAAACAAGCCAUUUGUUGUGGAAGAAUUUGUCCAUACAAUGCUAAGAGAGCUGGAAUUCCCUCAAGAGACUAAUGAAGCAUAUGAUUAGAAGAAUGUGAUCCAUUUGGAAUGGAAGUGGAGACGCAGGAAGAAGCCAAGAGUUUGAAGUGAUGACAGUCUCUGAUAUUACUGGACAUGUUAUCCUAGUAAUUAAUAUUGGCCCUGAAAAAAGAUUAAAUAAGAGCACUAUUUAAAUACAUUAAUUACUCUUCAUAGUUGGAAUUUAAUUUUCAUUAACGGUAAAAGUAAUUUAACGUUUCUUAUAAAAUUUGUUGUUUUAGUCCCUAUUUGACAAUGA
This is a messenger RNA of Jatropha curcas, 792 nucleotides long. RefSeq lists its product as uncharacterized. NCBI's taxonomy places the organism in Eukaryota, Viridiplantae, Streptophyta, Magnoliopsida, Malpighiales, Euphorbiaceae. The record is from RefSeq and is a predicted model, not a curated record.